AUGGAUGACAAUGAGAGCGGCAACAUGAGCGUGCUCAAUUGGGAGCAAGUGCAGCGGCUGGAUGCUAUUCUGACGGGCUCCAUCCCCAUCCACGGACGCUGGAGCUUCCCCACGCUGGAGGUUAAGCCGCGGGACAUCGUCAAGGCGGUCCGCAGCCGCAUGGAGCGCUCGCAGAUACGCGUUCGGGAGGUGCGCCUCAAUGGAUCGGCGGCCAGCUACGUGUUGCACGAGGACAGCGGGCUAGGUUGGAACGAUAUAGACCUCAUCUUUUGCGCAGAACUCAAGGGUGAGAAGGAGUUCCAGAUUGUGAAGGAUUUGGUGCUGGACUGUCUUCUGGAUUUAUUGCCAGAAGAAGUGAAUAAGGACAAGAUCACACCACUGACCUUAAAGGAAGCGUACGUGCAAAAGAUGGUGAAGGUGUGCAACGACUCGGAUCGCUGGAGCCUCAUCUCGCUGUACAACAACCGCGGCAAGAAUGUGGAGCUCAAGUUUGUGGACUCUCUGCGGCGGCAGUUUGAGUUCAGCGUGGACUCUUUCCAGAUCCGCUUGGAUUCGCUGCUGCUCUUUUACGAGUGCUCGGAGCACCCGAUGGCAGCCACGUUCCACCCCACUAUCCUCGGCGAGAGCGUCUACGGUGACUUCCCCGUUGCCUUGGACCACCUGCGCAAGCGCCUGAUCUGCACCAGGAGCCCCGAGGAGAUCCGGGGAGGCGGGCUGCUCAAGUACUGCCACCUGUUGGUGCGGGGUUUCCGCGCAGUUUCUGACUCGGAGAUGAAACUCUUGCAGCGCUACAUGUGCUCGCGCUUCUUCAUCGACUUUCCCGACGUGGGCGAUCAAAAGCGUAAGCUAGAGUCCUUCCUGCAGAACCAUUUCGUAGACUUAGAGGACAGGAAGUACGACUACCUGGCCGUGCUGUACAAAGUGGUGCAGGAGAGCACAGUGUGCCUGAUGGGCUACGAGCUGAGCCGGACACUAGGCCUCAUCUCCUCACUGGCGUGGCGAGCGUUGGCUGAACGCAAUGCGAUCCCCAACGCCGCCAACGUCACUUGCUUUUACCAACCUGCGCCAUACGUGUCCAACUGCAACUUCAGCAACUACUACGUGGCCCGUGUCCAGCCCCUCUUCACCUGUCCGCCCUCGCCACCCCAACACUACAUUCCUCCCACACAGCAUCCCAUGCACACCACUUGGCUGCCCUGUAACUAG
Messenger RNA from Nerophis lumbriciformis (worm pipefish), 1206 nucleotides. Lineage: Eukaryota; Metazoa; Chordata; Actinopteri; Syngnathiformes; Syngnathidae. The record is from RefSeq and is a predicted model, not a curated record.